Messenger RNA from Acanthoscelides obtectus, 1165 nucleotides. The record is from the annotation of a GenBank genome assembly. NCBI's taxonomy places the organism in Eukaryota, Metazoa, Arthropoda, Insecta, Coleoptera, Chrysomelidae.
AUGGCCGCGCGUAUGAGAAAUCGUACGCGCGUACGACGCCACGAGACGGAAAUCUCCAUACACGCGUCGGCCAGCGUCAACGCGCGUAUAUUGAAAUACUAGACGUUCCUAUUGCCUGUUUAGUUGGCGCGCGGCCGUUCUGGUGUUUUGUAGAUGUACCUGGUGUGUCUACCAAAAAUUUCUUUGUCACGUAUUGUUCCACAAUGCAAACAGAAUGCAACACAGAUCUUUUCAUUGAUGAAAUUGAAAAGAGUCCUGCGAUAUGGAACCUGCAUUCCAAAUUGUAUGCAAAUAAAGCAGCAAAAAGAAAUGUCUGGGAGGAAAUGGUCUUAAUUUUUUGCAAAUCGGAUGAUACCGAGGAAAAAAAGAAAAUAUUAGGGUCAUCAUUACAAAAAAAGUGAAAAAAUGUACGAGAUAAACAUGUAAGGGAAUUAAAAAGAAGUACAUUGAAGUCAGGCGCGGGUGCAUCAACCCAAAGCACAUAUAUAUAUACUAUAACCGCCUCACAUUUCUUCGAACAACAACCACAAAAAAUGAUACCGAGAGCAGUUUUGAAGACGGUGUUGAUGCCCCUUUUAAACCUCGGGAUACCCAGCAAUGCCGGAAAAACAUUAAGCUCCAUCCAGCUGACGAAUAUUUCGCCAAUAUAAUAGAGAAAAGCUUAACUAAUAAUCCUGCAGUAGCAGAAGAUCAAGAUAAACAUUUUUGUUUAUCUCUGUAUAGUGAGAUAAAAAAGUGCCCGCAAACAUGAGACUAAAAUUAAAAAUUGGUAUCCUUAACCUCAUCUUAGGAAGACAGCAAGCACCCCCGCAGAUGUCGAAUGCUGCUUAUCAUGCUGAGCCGUCAACAUCAAGGAGUUAUUCUCAUGAAGCACUUGGACAACAAUAUAGUCUGCCCCACUCGGAGUAUCAGCUAAAUAGUUACUCAAAUACUCCGUAUGAUACUCGAUCAUAUACAUCAAACCUAUCCUAGCAAUGUACAAAUACAAACAGUGACACCAGUACCAACUCCAUCGCCGUCUGCUUCAACUAAUGUUAGUGAAAAUUCUCAGGAGUCAUCAGAACUGGACUUGUUCACAAAUACGACAUACCGACUAAACUGACGUUUUGUUUUCAUGACGAAGGAAUGUGUUUAGUUUAAAUUAGCAAUGCAUUUUGAUUCUGGU